Molecule: messenger RNA, 261 nt
Organism: Staurois parvus
Lineage: Eukaryota; Metazoa; Chordata; Amphibia; Anura; Ranidae
Source: the annotation of a GenBank genome assembly
UAUUUGACUGUAGGUGUAUCCAAGACCAGGGGCGGACUGACAUUUGGAAACUCGGGCACUGCUCGAGGCCCGGGGUCAGUAGGGUGCCCCAUGAGAUGCCCCUGGUACCUUUUUCAUAGGCUUUUUUUAGUUUGGGCAAGGAUACAGGGGCCCCAUGAUCCCCUAUUGCCCAGGGGCCCCAUGAGUUGUCAGUCCGCCCCUGAUACCAUCUGUCUUAGUUCAUCAUGCUUCACCAAUAGUGCAAAUGGACCUUUGAGUUCU